AUGUGUAAGAUAGUCAUUGGGAUCUUCGCCCUCGCUAUCACUUUGGCCGUUGCCUCCUCGCGGCCUCAAGACAGUCACGGUCACGGUCACGCUUACUCAUCUCAGAGCAUCGUGUUGCACACACAUCACCCAGGCCACGAGGAACACCCAGUUCAUCUUGAACAUGAACAUAAGCCUGUAGUUCUUGUGCAUCAGCCUGUACAUGUUGAGAAGCAUGAAGAAAAGCAUGAUGAUCAUCAGGAACACCAUGUGGAUUAUUACGCCAUCCCUAAAUACGCUUACGAAUACAAAGUAGAGGACCCCCACACCCACGACAACAAGUACCAGCACGAGACCCGCGACCACGACGUCGUCAAGGGAGUGUACAGUCUGCACCAGCCCGACGGUACAGUCAGAAUCGUCCACUACACCGCUGACAAGCACAAUGGAUUCCAAGCUGAUGUGAAAUACGAAGGCCACGCUAAACACAUUGUACCUGAACACCAUCAUUAG
Molecule: messenger RNA, 492 nt
Organism: Amyelois transitella
Lineage: Eukaryota; Metazoa; Arthropoda; Insecta; Lepidoptera; Pyralidae
Product: histidine-rich glycoprotein-like
Exons: 4
Coding region: 1-492 (163 amino acids)
Cellular component (GO): extracellular matrix
Source: RefSeq, a predicted model, not a curated record